CUGGCGUCACAUUCGUGGUUUUAUCACUUCAGAAAGCUCUUUCCCUUAUACAUUUGGCCAGUUUUAGCUGGAGGCGCGAUAUUCGUUGACUGGAACCACACCAGGGAAUGGAAAGCGAACGGGCGGCAGUCCGUGUUACAGAAAGAACUUUUGAGGAAAGCACAGCCAGAACUGCAGAAUGGUUCUGCUUAG
Messenger RNA from Haemonchus placei, 192 nucleotides. Lineage: Eukaryota; Metazoa; Nematoda; Chromadorea; Rhabditida; Trichostrongylidae. The record is from the annotation of a GenBank genome assembly.